AUGAGAAUAACCAAUCAACGGCCCAUUUCAUUCCUCCUUUUCUUGAUAUUAUUGGUUUCCGGCACUUUGGAGGACAUUCCCGGUGCUGCUGGUUCCUUUGAUUCCAUGUAUCUCUACUUUAGUUUUUUCAGCAGUCUAUGACCCGUACGUGCCGUUUGGGAUGUGAGUCUAAAGACAUUGGGCUCGAAGAAAUAUUUAAAACCACGUAGUUGGCUCGGCAAUUACAGCGACCUUCCGAAGACGUGCGAGAUCGCCGAAUGGAACAACCGAACAUUCUCGAGCGUCCCCUACGAAAGCUUUCAUAGAAAAUGGGCGAAACAAGGAAACAGGACUUUGUAGGUCUCAACGCUCGAGAGCCAAAAGAGUGCGAACCUUCAGGGAAACAUGAAGAAGAGCGAAUUGCGAGUCGUGUCCGCCUUUGUCUACCAGCACGAAAUCAUUGUGACGACUACGGCGCAGAACAGAUAUGGGUGAGUUUAAUAUUAAAACAACUGGGCGUGACCUCGUUUGCAGCAAAAAAGUCUACUGCCGCUACUUCGACUGUAACCGCCGGGAACUGAACGGAUCCGCCUGGGACACCAUCAUGUUCCCUCUUUCUGUCGCUUUUUGUGCUCGCCGAGCCGGCGCCCUUUUUAUGGGCGUCACAGAAACGGCCGACGGGGAGCUGCUCUCGGAGCCGGUGCCUUUGACGGUGAGGGUUUCUGAAAAGUACGCCCACGAGAUUGCUGUUUGUGUCGGACCGAUUUACGGGAAUGAGAGCCGAUGGCUGGAGAUUGCAGAGACCACCGAACAUCAUUUGUUGAUUGUUAGUACAGUACAACGCACAGAAAGUACCGUAAUCCUUCACUGAACCUUCAGGGAGCCACUUACUUCUACUACACUAUUUUUGACAAGAUGAACGAGUACACUAGAAAACUGGUGGAUGAGUAUGAGAGGUAGGAUAUUUGUAGAACAUAUAAGACUCAAGAUUGAAGUGUACUUCAGGCUAGGAUACUUUGAAGUGACCGUAAUUCAGACUGAAUAUGAAGUAAUGGACUGGCUAUCGCAUUUGUUGCAAAUCAAUGUGGGAGUUCAUGUUGACUUCCUCUCAAUUUCUCUUUUCAGGACUGUCACUUCCGCAGUCGGUUCCAUUCCAAAUGGGUGCUCAAUGUGGACAUUGACGAGCGUUUGGUGGUGCUCCAAACCCCACUUCCAUCUCUUUUACAGUCAGAUCUCAUCUCAUUUUCAAACCAUACAGAAGAGUACACAACUUUCAGAACAAUAGCUUCGGAUGUUGGUGAAGUGAUAAUAUCGGCGAAAAGAGUGAUGCGAUUGUAUCCAUUACCUGAAAAGUACAAAACGAAAGAGGAGUUGUGGAAGGAGCUGGAGUACGUGAAGUACAACAAGACGACGAAGGCAAUGUGGGAUGUGCCCAAAGUGAUUUUCAGGCCUGAGAAGUUGACUAUUGUAGCAACUGAUAGUGAGCUAAAAAGAAAAUGUUGCAGAGUCCAAGCCCUCUUCUAUCACUGGACCUUUGCUCAAUACCCUGGCGUGAAAGUGUUCGCGGUCCCCAAAAGCCAGGCGUACAUCCGUCAUUACCGUACCACAAUGAAGAGCCUUCUGGGCAUUUGGUACCAGAACAAACAGUUCAAUGUCACUCGAAUGGACCGAAUUCUGGAGGAGAAAGUGACUUUGGCGGUGACGAAGCGGCUCGAGUCGGUCUAUCAUCGACGGAAGAUUUGGUGCGAAGAGAUUCGAAAUAACUUGAUUGGUCAUUUUGCCAAAGAGAAUUACGAUUGUGUCUGGAAGAAUGGGACGAGUUAUGUGAACGCGGCGAUGGGUUUCAAUGUGUGA
Caenorhabditis sp. 36 PRJEB53466 is the source of this 1833-nucleotide messenger RNA. NCBI's taxonomy places the organism in Eukaryota, Metazoa, Nematoda, Chromadorea, Rhabditida, Rhabditidae. The record is from the annotation of a GenBank genome assembly.